Molecule: messenger RNA, 1293 nt
Organism: Haliotis rubra (blacklip abalone)
Lineage: Eukaryota; Metazoa; Mollusca; Gastropoda; Lepetellida; Haliotidae
Exons: 2
Coding region: 656-922 (88 amino acids)
Source: RefSeq, a predicted model, not a curated record
AUAGAUUAAAAGUUGUACUUACAUAUGGUGCUUAAUCAAGUGUCAUUCGAUAACUAAUCAACAGAAAGAUGAAAAUUUGAAAGAAAUUAUGCACAUGCACAUAGCUGAAGAUGAUUUCCAAGAUGUUUGCAAAAUAUCAAAAUAGAAUGCCUUCUACUCAAUUUGUGAAUAUUAUUCUUGCAAUUGUUAAUUAAGAUGUAAAUCUAUGGAAAUUCCACUAAUGGUGGCUCACUUAUGGCCAACUACUAUGUGUUAAGAAAUGAUGCGUUAUAUUACAAAAAUGGGCAUAGCCUCAAGACAAUUCUAUAUGAAAUAUCUGAUCUUGAUAGAUUAGCCAUCUUACAAUCAGUGUUUACCUCUUCAUAACAACUUCUGGUAGAUUUGAUACCAAAUCUGGUGAAGAAUUGCAUGUUAGCUUUAAAAGAUAUAUGAGUUGUUAUCAUGAAAAUGCUCUUGAAUUAUUAAUUAUCUUUUGAUUGUACAUUACCCUUUGGUUUUUCAUGUGAUUAUUUUGUAUGGAAAGUUUGGUUUGUUUACCUUUGUAAAUUGUAUUGGAGCGCCAUAAUAUAAGUUUCUAAUUCUAGCUUGUUUGCCAAUAGUUUUGACAAAUAAAUAUGUAUAAACCACAUAAGCAAAAUGAAUAGGCGUUCAUGUUAUGUUAUAUGACCCUAUAUAUGAUGUCAUGAAUAUUGUUGUACAGGUAGACAGUUUCUUCACUGAAGCAGAAAUUGAAGAAUGUUGCAGGGGGACCUCAGUAUGGAUCUGUCCUGUUUGUCACAAAAGUUUGUCAAGGAAACAGACUCUGAAAGCGCAUCUUAAUUCUGUGCAUUCAGUGAGAGCUGGAACUGCAUCGAAAAGAUACAAGCUGUAUGAUUAUUGUCCUACUGCCAGGAUUCCAAGAUCAACGCAAUCAAGAUGGUAAGUUGAGAUUCAGUGGAUUUCAUGCAAUGUGUGAGCUAUCUGUAUCAGCAGUGGUGCAUAUAGGGCUACAGACUUUCAAGGCAGGCUUUCUAUAUAAAUAUAUAUAAUAUAUUCUAUUAAUAUAAAAAAAGACUUUUUUCCCAUGAAAGACCAAUUUUUGAAAUUACAUGUAGUGAAUGCAUGUAGUUUUAUAUCUUAUAAGCAAACGUAUGUCAAUAGUGUAAGACUGAAAACAAAAACAUCAGAGAGCAUGAUAGUUUUUGCCAAAAUCUUACCUUCAAUGUAGAUUUUAACACUGUGGGCCUAUGAGGAUUCAUAAAUUGCAUAUCUUAGUAUUUGCAAUAAAGGAAUGUGCUUCAAAGGGAAUACCGU